AUGCUUCAAUCCGUUCGCCUGAACAGACCGCAAAACGCCUCUCGUGAUGUUUCCGAUGACCUUAAUCGGGUGGAAAGCAAAGAAUUAUGGAGAAAUGUGUUCCUCAGACCACGAUUCAACAAUGACGGUAUUGGAAACCCCCAAGUCGUCGCAAACAUCCUUAUUGAGCAGCUGUAUCGCCAAUCCCCACCACAUGGUCCGAGGAAUCUCGUCUGGCUUCAGCAAUUCCGAGCAAUGGAAAGCUCUCUCGGUGAAUUUUGGGCGGCCGUGAGACGAUGGGCGAAGAAAUACUUGGACCAUUUGGAUCUCCGAGCGAUGGAGGAAAAGAUCCUCAUGGAUACAAUCUCUGUUGAUCUCAGUCCCGAGCAUCUCCAGCUUCGCCAGGAGCAGGCAGAUCGAAUAAUUUCGGAUGCAAAGAGGGAAUCCGGGCCAAGUUCAGUUCCGCUGCAGACCGAGUGGGGUUCCGAGGCGAUUGCAGUUCCUUCCAGCAUUUCAGGACACCGAGUAAAAAGCCGGCCCACUGCAUCAGGAAACACGAAGGGGGAAACGGCGCACAAUGUUAACAGAAUACCAGAGACUCCCAAUGAAUUUUCUCAACAGAUAUUUGUAACGAAGGAUUCGUUACAUGUCAUACAUUUGAUGUUUCCUGAAUUCUCGGACAGCUCCGACUCUGUUGGCUGGGAGAAGUUCGUGCGAGCUCUAUGUGAUGCAGGCUUUGUUGCUCGAAAUGGAGGGGGGUCGGCGGUUGUUUUUGAUGCCCAGAAUGGCUUGCAACGAGGAAAGAUUGUAUUCCACAGGCCGCACCCAGUUGCCAAGCUGGACCCAGUCAUGCUGAGAUCGAUGGGGAAGAGAAUGACGAAGUGGUUUGGUUGGACCCGGAAUGGAUUUUCCGCAAAGUAA
Molecule: messenger RNA, 900 nt
Organism: Penicillium odoratum
Lineage: Eukaryota; Fungi; Ascomycota; Eurotiomycetes; Eurotiales; Aspergillaceae
Product: type II toxin-antitoxin system HicA family toxin
Exons: 1
Coding region: 1-900 (299 amino acids)
Molecular function (GO): mRNA binding
Source: RefSeq, a predicted model, not a curated record